Nicrophorus vespilloides is the source of this 2632-nucleotide messenger RNA. Its product is annotated as NAD-dependent protein deacetylase sirtuin-7. The transcript has 3 exons. The coding region runs from base 489 to 2426 and encodes 645 amino acids. Lineage: Eukaryota; Metazoa; Arthropoda; Insecta; Coleoptera; Silphidae. The record is from RefSeq and is a predicted model, not a curated record. Gene Ontology annotation, molecular function: NAD+ binding.
CGUUGGUACAUGUUUCUGCUUCACCUGGAGUGUUCAGUGCUCUCCACUUCCUAGUUGUUAAAGUCUAAAUAUUUAUUAUUUGGAUUAGUGUCGUUAAGGUGGCGCCCGGUAAACAAAUUGUUUCUGCCAAUGAACAAAUAACGUGGUCCAAUUUGAACAAUUACGUGCAGCCAAUCAGCAUCGUUGUAUAUAGUAUAUAUAUACUACACUCAAUAUCACAUAUAUAUGAACGGAGACAUAAGGGAGCAUAUGAAAAUCAAGUAAUUGAUUCAGUAAUUGCGGCAAUAACAAUGCAUGUUUCGAAAGCUAUUUUGAUUGGUUCGGAAAUAGAAUGGAUUCAAUAUGGUUAACAAGGUCAACGUACUUGUUUAUGUUUUGAUAAGAACGCAUGAGAAUUUCCCGUGUAAAAGUUGUGUAACAGCAGAGAGAACUGCAUCGGUAGUGAAAGUACGGUAUGAGGUAAACAUGUGCCAGUGCCGUUUCUAAAGAUGGAAAUUGAUAAUUGCGAUGUGCCUGAAGUUGAUACCGACGAUGAUCUAAAUGUCAGCAAAAGGUUACUCAGAAAACAGCAAGUGAAACAACUGUGUGCCAAAGAUGAAAGAAACGCCACCAUCAAGAAGGUAUCUUUGGUCUUGCAAAAGCCUGAGCUGGAUCGCACAAAUGAGGAUAUUGAACUGCUCACGGAGUAUAAUGAGAUAGUGAAAGAGGUGCAAGCCAGGUGGAAAAAACGCGAUGCGGCAAAACGGCGAUUAGAGGAGUUCGAAGAGCCUGUAGAGCAGUUACGAGACAAGUGCAACAUUCUGGCGCAGGCCAUAGCCCAAUCGCAACAUCUGGUUGUAUAUACUGGAGCUGGAAUUAGCACGGCAGCGCGGAUACCGGAUUACCGAGGCACGAACGGUAUUUGGACUAGGUUGCAACAGGGAAAAGAUAUAGGAAAUCAUGAUCUAAGUUUAGCGGAACCUACUUACACGCACAUGGCACUAUCAGAGUUAUACAGAAGGAAAAUACUUAAGUACGUCGUCUCGCAAAACUGCGAUGGACUGCAUCUGCGAUCUGGUCUACCGAGAACUGCGAUUUCCGAAGUGCAUGGGAAUAUGUACAUUGAGGUUUGCAAGUCGUGCAAACCGUUCCGAGAAUAUUGGCGACUAUUCGACGUCACUGAGAAUACGGCUCGAUAUUCUCACAAGACUAUGAGGAAGUGUUACGUGUGUAAUGGACCUUUAGUAGAUACUAUAGUUCAUUUCGGUGAACGCGGUAGCUUACCGUGGCCGUUGAAUUGGUCCGGUGCAAGUAAGAAUGCUCGUAAAGCUACAACAAUUUUGUGUUUGGGAUCUAGUCUUAAAGUACUGAAGAAAUAUCCGUGGCUAUGGCAGAUGCACAAACCACAGAAGAGGAGGCCUAAUCUGUAUAUUGUGAAUCUGCAAUGGACACCUAAAGACGAUGCAGCGAAUGCCAAGAUCCACGGAAAAUGCGAUAUCGUCAUGGAGAUUGUUAUGGACUUGUUAGGCAUUCCUGUGCCUAAAUAUGACCGUGACAAGGACCCAAUCUUCGUGCACGGUACUAUUUUAAGUGAACCUGAGCUGCACACCACGACUCAACCGCUGCUGAAAUACUGCAAACUCGAGAAGGUAGAAGUGAAGGAGGAGGAAAUUACCGACGAUCAACCAAUAGACUACUGCACGAAUAAAGAUCUCAAAUCUAGUAUAGACUUGAAAAAACCCGAUGGUGAAAACUGUGAUAAACUCUUAAGCAAUAUUUAUAGUAUUACCGGCAAAGCACCGAUUCCUUUAGGUCUUCCAAAUACUCAGACUAUGAUACCUCACUCGAAUGCUAGUGUUUUUUCAAUCGACGACAUUCUGAAACGGACGGACACCGAAAAUCUGUUACAGAAUAAUCUCUUGUUGAAGCAGAAUUGCCAGGCUCUUCUAACUUAUUACCAAAUCUCCAACACGAUUCUACAAAACCCAGUGUUUGCGUACCGGGACAUGCUUACCUAUCCAAUACAGAGUAGUCUAUUAUAUUCUGGUCUCCAUAGUAUUAUUAACCCUUUGCCCUACAUCACAGAAGAACACAACUAUUCAAGCACAUCGGAUAAGGACGAUGCGAAAGAAAGAGAGACAGCCAAAUGCGAAUUCUGUUAUAAACAUUACAAAUCCACAGAUUGCGUUUUCUACAACAAAACUGAACCUGUAUUCGCGAAACAAGAGCUUCGUUUCAGUAAAAUGGAUAAUGUAGAUAAACCGCUUUACUGUACGUGCUGUGAUUACACCACCGAGGAGGAUGAAGAUAAUGACGAAGAUGUUUCGCCAGACAAAAUUAGUAAGAUUAGUGAUGAAUCUAGUGAACAAAAAUCUAAAGUCCAGCCAGGUUGGUUUGGCAAAGGUUAUAGGAAACUCAAGAAAUACAAGAAGCGAAUUUCAAGUUAGAGUUUAAGAACUAUUUUUUGUUUACAGUAUUAUUUUUCUUGCAUGUUAUUGUUAAUUUAAGUAUUAUUUAUGUACACAAUUAUCCUUAAUUUCUGUAAAUUAUUGUGCAUUUAAUAUAAGAACAUCUCCCAUCUUCCCAGUGAUCCAAAUCAUCUUCGUACUGACUAUCAUUUUGUGAUUAAUUGUUGAAAGAAAACAAAAUAUAU